ACAAGGUUAAAAUUACCGGGUCUUACAAACAACAGCAAAGAUGUCAACGUACGAUCGCAAAGCUGAGUUAGAGAUGAAAAAAGCAAAACUAGCUAUCCUUAGGGAAAAUAAAAUCAAACGAGACAAGGUGAAGGUUGAAGGAACAAAUGGAGGGACUCAGGAUAAUCUUACCAACUAUGGUUCAGCCCAAGGUCUUCGGAUAGAAACUGAAGAGUUAUUGAGAACUCUUGGAAUUCCCGUCUCCGAGGAGCCAUUGUCUCAACCUUCAGACGAUCGUACCAUCUCCAAAGGGGCUUCAGAUUUAAUACAUACGAAAACUGACAACCAGAAAAAACGUAAAACGUUGGGAUUUUCACAAAUAAGUGAAAUCAAUGUUCCUCCUAAAGAAAACAUAUCUUAUUCCAAACUCAUCCAAACACUCGAGUCGUAUGUUCCACAGCAUGUUAAUAAUGGCGUUCGCACUGAUUCGCCACGUGAGGUUAUAGGUUCCCCGAAGUUCAUGACCCAUUUGGAGUGGGAUGACGAGUUUUCUACUAUGCUUCCCUUCGACGGAUCGGUAAAUGAUACUCUUGAUAUGACUGCUGUAAUCAGUGAAAUACACAAAAUGCCACUCGUUAGUCCGAUUGCUGCUGCGAAAACUCCUGCAGAUACAGAACGAGAAAAUGAACAUCUGAGAGCCCUAAAAGUGAUACAACUCACGGACGAAGAAAGAGACGCAAUUAUGCGGUCAGAUAAAUUUCAUCGUUUCUUUGACAGAGCAUCACGACUGAUAGAACGGGCAUUAGAUGAACCUGCAGAUAUGUUUAUUGAUUAUAGUGGCGGAGAUCAUGAUGACACCGGAAAUACCCAACGCCAUCAACUUGUAAGAUUUGGUCGUGACUUUUUUGAUGAUCGUUGGUCAAGAAGACGCCUAGUUACGGCAUUGGAUUGGUCACCUAUUUUCCCUGAAUUACUUCUUGGCGCCUAUCAUGCAAACGAUGAAGCACCGCAUGAUCCUGAUGGAGUGUGUUUAAUUUGGAAUUUGAAAUUUCAAAAGACAACUCCAGAAUAUAUUUUUCAUUGUCAGUCUGCUGUUACAUCAGCAACUUUUGCAACUUAUCAUCCAAAUUUGAUUAUUGGUGGAACGUAUUCUGGACAAAUUGUAUUGUGGGAUAAUAGAUCAACCAAGAGAACACCAGUACAGCGGACACCAUUGUCGGCAAGUGCACAUACACAUCCAGUUCAUGCAGUUAUGAUCGCAGGAUCAUUGAAUGCACACAAUUUAUUAAGUAUAAGUUCUGAUGGAAAAUUAUGUACAUGGAGUUUAGAUAUGUUGGGUCAGCCUCAACAAGCCAUGGAAUUAACACAUAGACAAGCUCGUACUGUAGCUGCAACAUGCAUGUCAUUUGUUGAUGAAAAUGUUAACAACUUUUUAGUUGGAUCAGAAGAUGGACGAGCUUAUGCAGGUUCACGUCAUGGAAAUCAAGCAGGUAUCAGUGAUGCUUUUGAAGGUCAUCAGGCUCCUAUCACAUCAAUUUCGUCCCAUCCACUCAGAGACUCUGUGACGAUUUCACCCCUGUUUCUUACUACUUCUCUUGAUUGGUCUGUAAAACUUUGGUCUGUUAAGGAAACUCGUCUUAUAUGCUCAUUUGAAGAAGCUUCAGAUUAUGUUUUCGAUGCUCAUUGGUCGCCCAUACAUCCAGCUGUAUUUGCAACUGUCGAUUGCACAGGACGCCUUGAUUUAUGGAAUUUAAACCAAAACAGCGAAGUUCCAUCAGUUCGUACAAUGAUUCCCGGUCAACCGUCUUUAAACAAAUGUCGUUUCCACUCGUCUGGUUCACAUAUAGCUAUCGGUGAUGACAAUGGGCGCAUUCAUAUGUUUGAUUUGAAUGAAGCUAUGGCGAUUCCUCAUGCAGACGAGUGGACAAUGUUUUCACAUACAGUCAGCGAACUUCGACAGAUCGCAGCCGAACAGAGGGAGAACGAUACUGACGCUUUAUUCGGACAAACUUCUGUACCACCCAUACCCGUUGUUCACUAAAUGCGUGCAAGAUACUUCAGUGAAUGGGGCAUUUCUCAACUCUAUAUAACUCUUCGUACCGCAUAAUAAAUGUUUAUUGAUACU
This is a messenger RNA of Schistosoma turkestanicum, 2104 nucleotides long. NCBI's taxonomy places the organism in Eukaryota, Metazoa, Platyhelminthes, Trematoda, Strigeidida, Schistosomatidae. The record is from the annotation of a GenBank genome assembly.